CUGCGACUCAACACACUGCAAGACAAUCCCGGAGCGGUCAAAGUCGGUCGGCGUGUCGGUCGCGGUAUAGGUAGUAGCAAAGGAAAGACGUGCGGUCGCGGGCACAAGGGUCAAAAGUCUCGCAGCGGGGGCAACAUUCGUCCCAACUUUGAAGGCGGACAAACGCCACAGUACAAACUCUUUCCCAAACGCGGGUUCAACAACAAACGCCACGAAGCGAUCAUGUGCCCUUUCAAUAUUGGCACGCUGCAAACAUACAUUGAUAUGGGUCGCUUGGAUCCGACCGAGACCAUCACCAUCAAAAGCUUGGAACAGGCGGGCAUCUUCAAGUCCAAUUCGAUCAAGCACGGCGUCAAACUGCUCGCGUACGGCAGCGAGCGCUUGCGACAGCCCGUUACCGUCAAGCUCAGCCGUGCCUCCACAAAAGCGGUGGAAGCCGUCGAAAAUGCCGGUGGACAUGUCAUUUCGGUACACUACACUCGUCUCGGACUGCGCGCCCUACUCAAGCCGCAUAAAUUCGUGAUACUACCUCGACUACCCCGCCCACCGCCCAAAUGGCAACCGUACUAU
Messenger RNA from Phaeodactylum tricornutum CCAP 1055/1, 570 nucleotides. RefSeq lists its product with no specific name. The record is from RefSeq and is a predicted model, not a curated record. Gene Ontology annotation, cellular component: mitochondrial large ribosomal subunit. Gene Ontology annotation, molecular function: structural constituent of ribosome. Gene Ontology annotation, biological process: translation. Lineage: Eukaryota; Bacillariophyta; Bacillariophyceae; Surirellales; Neidiaceae. The transcript has a single exon. The annotation marks the transcript as partial.